CGAAGAAGAAGUUCACUUUCAGCCAAAUUAAUAUCAAAUUUAUUUACACGGCAAAAUAAAAAAAUAAAUAAAAAAACAUAUGUCUGGAGCCUUGAGAAGAAGGUGUGCUGAAGAUUGUAUUAGUCCGUUAGUGUGCUGAACGGUAUUUAUUAGUAGCGGUAUUUAUUAGUAUUUAUUAGUAGCUGGCUAGCCUAGCUAGCCUAGCUUUGUGUACAGUGCUAGCUCUGUUCAAGCUCUGUUCAAGCAGCUUUGCCUGUGACAGUGGCUUUAUAGAAAAGCUUUGAAACUGUAGAGUUCAUCUUAGCGGCCUGGCAUCAUCAUAUGUGAUCUCAAAUUUACUGUCAUUUGGCUGAAAGAGUUGUGUUUAUCCCUGUGCUACAACAUCAGUAUGGGUAUGUGUUUACCCUGUCUGGGUGGAGCUGGAGAUGAUGUAGUUGUCACACCAGACCCUGAGACAAGGAGAAGACAAUUAGCAGACGCUGCAGAGAAGAGACAGAAAGAGAUUACCUACAGAGGUAUCAAAAACCCGGAAGCCUUGGAGAGGAAAAAGAAGAAACAGGAAGAAACAGAGAAACAGACCAUGAACUCUGUUCCUGCUGGAGGCGGGGGGCUGAGGUGGCAGGUUGGCUAACACCGGCUGAAGGGACGAUCACUGGUGUGUCUACAUUGGGGAUCAGCCUUGAACCUUCAUCUGGAGUAUUUCCCGCUGACUUGAGAUUCUUAAAACUCUUUGUGAUUUCUUUCUUUAUUUUGAAGUGUACACUAGCCAGGGGAGUUUGCAUAGAGACUGCCAAGCUCUUGCACAAAGCUAAUCCUCCAGCUCUUCUGAUUCGCCAGAGUGCAUUCAGGCCACGCCCCUUUAAUGCCAAGUUGGGCUAGCUUGUGGGUUCCUGCGAUACCGAUUUUAGCGAAUAAUGCAUUUUUUCACAAGUUCAUGCAUCAUUUUCACACGCAGCUUUUGUACCAAUGUGCUCUCUAUUUUUGACAUUUUUUUCACUUUAAUACACAUUUAUACAACCGAAAAGCAUGUUUUAUAUUGGAUUUUGGGUCAUUUAAUCCAUAUUUAGCCGUUUACAUUUAAGCAUCAGUUACCAGUGUGUUUUGGUUUUCAAGCUCAUAGGAUUUUUCAAUGAGCAAGUGGGAAAUGUUGUGAUAUUUAAGAGUGAAGAAGUUAAACGUGAAUGAAGGAUUUCUGUUAGUUAGCACUUUCACUGCCUGUUGAUUGUAUGACUUGCUGUUCUUAUGAACCAAGUAGAUUGUGCAUCACUUUAUCUUAUUAGACCUCAGUUUCUUACCCUGUCUGAAGGGCUUUGGUUGUGUAAAGGUAAGAAAAUCUUAACUUGCAUUUAAACUCAACCUCCAUAUUUGUGGGCCAUGCAACAGUGACAUGAUAUGACUUGUUAAUUACCAGUAUGUAGCAGCCUGAGCUAUUGUGAUUAGUGUGAAAUAUGUUUUAUCUAUAGGAACUUGGAGUGAAUUCUUCAUAUUGCCUUUGAUGCAUUUCUUUUUAAGAAACCGUUUUAAGUUGUGUUAAAGGAAUAGUU
Molecule: messenger RNA, 1544 nt
Organism: Pimephales promelas (fathead minnow)
Lineage: Eukaryota; Metazoa; Chordata; Actinopteri; Cypriniformes; Leuciscidae
Gene: svip
Product: small VCP interacting protein
Biological process (GO): negative regulation of ERAD pathway; negative regulation of VCP-NPL4-UFD1 AAA ATPase complex assembly; positive regulation of autophagy
Cellular component (GO): endoplasmic reticulum membrane
Source: RefSeq, a predicted model, not a curated record